Molecule: messenger RNA, 959 nt
Organism: Rubroshorea leprosula
Lineage: Eukaryota; Viridiplantae; Streptophyta; Magnoliopsida; Malvales; Dipterocarpaceae
Source: the annotation of a GenBank genome assembly
GCCUCCCCUGCAUCCUUGAAAAAGAAAUGACAGAAUGAAACGAUAACAUCUAUCUAACAGGUCCUUUUCAUUCCUACUCUCUGUUUGCCGACCCAAUGCUGUUUUUAUUCCUCCAAAUUCUUCUCUUCUUAAUUCCUACAGUUCCAUCAAAUCUACUCUCUCAGGCCACUUGGGUUACCGCCUGGAUCAAUACUAGCAGCCAGCCUGCAACCGUCAAUAUAUUGUAGACUAGAGGAGGUUCAUGGCUCAACGGCAAGAAGGGUGGCCUCUAGGCCUGCUACCGCUGAAGGCGAGAAUUGGGUUGGUGAGGAAUCAUGAUCUUUCUGGGUCAGUUUCUUCCAGUACUUUGCUCACUGACUCCCCAAAGUCUUCAACCCUUUCUUCCUCAGAUCUUGAUACUGAGUCGAUAGGAUCAUUCUUCCAUGAUAGAAGCAUUACCCUCGGAAGCCCCAUUGGCGUCUCCAACAUUCUGGAGAUCUCACAAAGAUCAACCAGGAGAAGAAGAGUGGAUAACAUAAAGGACCACAAGAUUUACAUGACUAGACCCUGGCCGUUCUCAUUAUGUUCAAAGCUAAGCACUGAUGCUGUGGAUACAAGCGCCGCCCCUCCAUCUCUAAGGCACUUUCUUGAAGCUGAGAGGAGAGCUGCUAAUGCUUUCAGAAGAAAUAAGAGUUCGUCUGCUCACAAGACUGGUGAUUUCUACCCGCUUAUGGCAGUUUGGGUGUAGAAGGUAAAAAGAGAGAAGGCAGGGAAUUGGGGCGUUGCAAUGGAUGUGGAGUCUCCAUGCUGUUUCCGUGUAUGUGUGGGAAACUGUUUAAUGGUGGCAUAUCAUUGAACAUUUUAUCUCUUUUUGUUUCUAGAGAUUUUAUUUCUAGAAUCCAGACGGACCUGAAUUUCUAAUUCUUCUAUUCAAAUUUAGUUUCCUUUUUUAUUUUUUUUCCCUGUAGGACAUUCUGGCA